AUGAUUCACGCCAACUUGAAGAAAAAGUUCAGCUGCUGUGUGCUGGCCUUUCUGCUGUUUGCAAUCAUCUGUGUGUGGAAGGAGAAGAAGAAAGGGACUUACUAUGAUUCCCUUAAGUUGCAAAGCAAGGAUUUCCAGGUGUUGAGAGGUCUGGAGAAACAGGCUGAGACUUCAAGCAGCACCCAGGACCCCCACAGGGGCAGCCACGCCCUCAGCAGCCCCCGGGGCCCAGCCAAGGCCAAGCCGGAGGCCUCCUUCCAGGUGUGGAACAAGGACAGCUCUUCCAAAAACCUCAUCCCCAGGCUGCAGAAGAUCUGGAGGAACUACCUGAAUAUGAACAAGUAUAAAGUGUCCUAUAAGGGGCCAGGGCCGGGGGUCAAGUUGAGUGCCGAGGCCCUGCACUGCCACCUCCGGGAACGUGUGAACGUCUCCAUGGUAGAGGUCACAGAUUUUCCCUUCAACACCUCCGAGUGGGAAGGCUUCCUGCCCAAGGAGAACAUUAGGACCAAGGCUGGGCCGUGGGGCACGUGCGCUGUGGUCUCAUCGGCAGGAUCUCUGAAGUCCUCCCAGCUCGGCCGAGAAAUAGAUGAUCAUGACGCAGUCCUGAGAUUUAAUGGGGCGCCCACAGCCAAUUUCCAACAAGAUGUGGGCACGAAAACCACUAUUCGCCUGAUGAAUUCUCAGUUGGUCACCACUGAAGGGCGCUUCCUCAAAGACAGUUUGUACAACGAGGGAAUCCUAAUUGUGUGGGACCCAUCUGUUUACCAUUCAGAUAUCCCAAAGUGGUACCAGAGCCCUGACUACAGCUUCUUUGAGAACUAUAAGAGUUAUCGCAAGCUUCAUCCCGAUCAGCCCUUUUACAUCCUCAGGCCCCAGAUGCCUUGGGAGCUGUGGGACAUCAUUCAAGAAGUCUCCCCGGAGGAGAUUCAGCCCAACCCCCCAUCCUCUGGGAUGCUUGGCAUCAUCAUCAUGAUGACGCUGUGUGACCAGGUGGAUAUUUAUGAGUUCCUCCCGUCCAAGCGCAAGACUGACGUGUGUUACUACUACCAGAAGUUCUUUGACAGCGCCUGCACGAUGGGCGCCUACCACCCCCUACUCUUUGAGAAGAAUCUGGUGAAACACCUCAACCAGGGCACAGACGAGGACAUUUACCUGCUUGGGAAAGCUACGCUGCCUGGCUUCCGGAGAAUUCGCUGCUGA
This is a messenger RNA of Puma concolor (puma), 1200 nucleotides long. The record is from RefSeq and is a predicted model, not a curated record. NCBI's taxonomy places the organism in Eukaryota, Metazoa, Chordata, Mammalia, Carnivora, Felidae.